AUGAGUUUUGGGAGUAAAGAGGAUUCAGAGAACCUCAGAUCUGAGUCCAGCUUUUCUAACAUAGAGAGUUUUCACUCUCAGUACGUCCUUGGAAAGACCAUCAGCCACGGAGGCCGCUCCAAUGUGAAGUUGGCCCAUCACCGCCUCACAGGCACCCCCGUGGCUGUCAAAAUUAUUCCCAAGCAAGAGAACUGGUGCCAUCCUGUCACAUCAGAGGUGGAGAGCAUGAUGACUUUAAAUCACCCCAACAUUAUCUCUCUGUUCCAAGUCAUCAAGACAGAGAAGAGAAUAUACCUGAUCAUGGAGUUGUGUGAGGGCAAGUCACUUUACCACCACAUCCUAGAGGCUGGCCACCUGCAGGAGGAUGAAGCCAGGGCAAUCUUCACACAAAUUUUACAUGCUAUGAACUAUUGCCAUGACCAAGGUAUAGUUCAUAGAGAUCUCAAGCCGGACAACAUCAUGAUAGAUAGCAAUGGAAAAAUAAAAGUAAUUGACUUUGGGCUGAGUGCCCAAGUGAAGCCAGGACAGCGGCUGAGCUAUCACUGUGGGACUUUCCCCUUUGCUGCGCCUGAGCUCCUCCUUGGCAGACUAUAUGACGGCCACAAGCUCGAUGUAUGGACCCUGGGUAUCGUUUUGUAUCUUAUGAUCACCGGAAGGGUACCAUUUGAUGCUUCCAACUUACUACAUUUUCGAAGACAGGUUGUGUCAGGAAAGUAUCCUGUCCCCUCUCGCCUAUCAAGAGAACUCCAGGACCUGGUUAGGAUUUUACUUAUAGCAGACCCCAAACAGAGGCCAACCAUUGGUGAAGUUCUGAAGCAUCCCUGGGUCAGAGAAGAUUCCCAGGUGUUCAUGCAUCCUUGUGAGGAGCUGCCCACCCUCGGCCCAGAUGUGGCCAUUAUAAAAGCCAUGGGACACCUUGGCUUCAGAGAAGAAGAUAUAAAAGACUCUCUAUUUCGUAAAAAAUACAACCAGGCCAUGGCCUGUUAUAGUUUCCUGAAACAGCAGGCUGUGAAACAACAUGAAUGUGACAGCCUGACCCGUUCUAAGCCCAUGAAUCCACUGAGGACACCUUUACCUUCCCCUGAUGAUCCUGCCACUUUCAAACUUGAACAAAGUUGUAGAGAAAAGCAAAGAGCAUUACACUGGUCAUCUUACACGAGUGAAGGUCAUUUCACUCCUAGAGAGAGGAGAGCAAGAAGUAAGAUCACCAGAGGAUGCCCGAUGCUACCAUCCUACAGCCACAGUGUUGGAGAGGACACAAGUGUAGACAUGGACCUCAGGAGGAGCCUAGUGGAAAGCCAUCAUGUUCUGGGUCUGUUAGCUUCAAUCAGUGCCCUGAAUCUAGCCAGGAGGAAGGAAGCAAAUGAAGAUAUCCCAGGUGGUCCAAGGCCAUCGCAACAUCAUCACUAUUCAGAGCAGGGGCUGAAAGCCUGUCCAAUGCUGGCAGCUACAGGAGCCCCUGUGUCUACCCAGGUUCACAUCAGACACCUCCACGAGGUGCAUGGCCCUGCCUCACUCUUAGUAGAGGAUAUAAGGCUUCUUGAUAUAUUUGUUAUAACUCUGAGAAUUAAAUUGAUGUUUGUGAAAGACGAACUCAGAGAUUUCCCUGCAUCUUCUUUACAUAGGAAAAUUGGGCCUGUGGUGUUCAAAAGCCCCAGGAAAAUUAAGUUCAGGCACUAA
Messenger RNA from Apodemus sylvaticus (European woodmouse), 1680 nucleotides. Its product is annotated as sperm motility kinase 4A-like. The record is from RefSeq and is a predicted model, not a curated record. Gene Ontology annotation, cellular component: cytoplasm. NCBI's taxonomy places the organism in Eukaryota, Metazoa, Chordata, Mammalia, Rodentia, Muridae. Gene Ontology annotation, molecular function: protein serine/threonine kinase activity; tau-protein kinase activity; ATP binding. Bases 1 to 1680 code for a protein of 559 amino acids. Gene Ontology annotation, biological process: microtubule cytoskeleton organization; protein phosphorylation; intracellular signal transduction. The transcript has 2 exons.